AUGCUCUUCUCAGUUGAAAGUGGAUGCUGUGGGCCUAGUGCAAGUGCUUAUGUUACGUAUCAUAAAGCUGACGAUGCCCUACGUGCUAUUCAAGCAGUCAACAAUAUUGUUGUUGAUGGAAGGACAGUUAAAACUUCCCUUGGAACUACAAAGUACUGUUCUCACUUUAUGAAAAAUCAAACCUGCCCAAAACCGGACUGCAUGUAUCUUCAUGAUCUAGGGGAUGUUGAAGCAAGUUUUACGAAAGAAGAGAUGCAACAAGGGAAGCACCAAGAAUAUGAACGGAAACUACAUGAGCAGCUACUCAACAGCUAUAAUCAAGGAAAUAAAGAGAGGAAACCUACGCCUUCACCACCUGCAGUAGCAUUAAAUUCAAUGAACUGUAUGACAAUUGGUUCAUCUAGUGGAUGUUGUGUGUCUAUUUCCAAUUCAAAUACAGUGCAGGCCAGUCAGUCUUGUAAUAAGGAGGCAUGGCCAUCGCUGCAACAGGGUGUUCCAAACCCAGGAACAAAUUGUUCAGAGGAAGUCAAGAGGUUGGCCUUUGUCUCCAAAAAGGACCGUUCCUCCUCCCCCGCUGUUAGCACUAGCGUGAGUGGACAUGGCCCCAUGCGGGUGGGAUUCCUGAAAGGGAAAGAAAAACUUCACAAUUCCUCACAUGAUGAACAUCCAAACAAAACUGUUCAUUGCAAAAGUGUCUCUCACAGUACCAGUCGUGUAAAUACUAAAAGUGGCAAAGAAAGUCAUGAUGUACAGAAAAUAGCAAGAUGUCAAAUUCAGACAAAUUGUGACAUAAACGUGGUUCCUGGUGAGACUCAAGGUGCCAACGUGAGAAUGGAAAGUGAUGUACGGGAUAUCGAAACAGAAGUGAAAACAAGUGGCAGUGAAACAAGUGAAUGUACUGUGUCAAGAGGAAGUUCUGCUGGAGGAAGGGCUUUGCAGAGUCAUCGUGCUGCAACACUUUUUGAACCGGACAACAACUCUUUCUUUUCUUCAAACAACUUCACUAAGGUGUCGGCAUCUACUGCUGGUUCAGCAGGUUCAGACUGGCCAUUAAGCAGCUUGACUCUCACGCACAUGCCCGAUGUACUUCCUCCUGUACAUUCAUCAGAAGACUGGCAAGCUGCCUUCGGAUUUUCUAAUUCAGGGGCUGCGGUUCCUGCGAAUGAAGCGGACAGUCCAAAUCGUCAGGUUGUGUCAGAAACUCCUUCAUCGAGCUCUGAAUACAGUGGUGGAAAAGAUGGUGAUAACUGUGAUCCUGUCAGUUUUGAUUCACAAAAUGGACAGCAAAUUUCAGUUCAAAGUUUCAAUUGCCAUAGUAGUCAUUCAUCAUCUUCUGAAAAUGUAUCUUCAAAUGCUGUACAAAAUUCUGAAGAGUACAGGUUAAGUGAAGUAGGCCAUUUAAAUCAUAAGCUCAAUGAACUCAUGUUAGAGGAAAGUGUGAGCAAUGGUGUUGUGAGUGAUGAUACAGCAGGUCCAUCAGCAGGAUGUGAAAUGAGUGCUGAGGAAAUGACACUGCAUAGCACUGCCAAUUGUGAGAAUCCUAAUGUGGUUCCAUGUAGUCAAAGUCAUUUAUAUCCCAAUAUGCCUUCCCCUGCCUUUGUUCAAGAUCCUGCAGUUUUUAUGGUGAAUAGACAUCCAUUUAUUCAAUCAGGGAAUCAUGUAAUCCCGAAUGGAAUUCAACCUGCACAGGCAGCUAAAUUCCUCUCAGAGAUUCAUCUCAGACAGCAAAGUCAAGUGCAGAACUCGCAGACCCCUCUACCUGUACAUUUACGUAAUCAUCCUGUUUUGGAAGGCACAACUUAUAGUAGACAUGUUAUUGAAGGUGGUGUGAACAGUAAAUUUGUUUUAAAUACAAACAAUUUUGGAGGCACAGGAGAUGGAACUAAUUUAUUGACAUAUUCAAAAACAGGGCGAGACGUUCAAAAGCUUCCUGCUACGACAAGUAGUGAAAGUGAAGAAAACUCUGGUGUUAGUGACAAUGAAAAAUAUUCUAAUUACGAUACUUUAGAAAGACAGACAAGUUGUGAAAAUUCGUCGGAUGAAUUUGUUGAAUAUAAUGGUGAUAGUGAGAAUAGUGCCCAAGAAAACAACGAAGAAAUGUCUCCAAAAGAAAAUCAACGUGCUACAGAUGAUGAUCUUGGCUUCGACCCAUUCCAUGAAACUCAGAAAGCUCUUGCAGAAAUGAUGGAGAAAGAGAACAUGAUGCUUAUGCUUCAAGGGCAACAGAAUCAUGUUUCACAUCCUAAUUCGCACAUCAGUCAUUUGAACCAGCUCCAUCAGCAGUAUCACCAGUUAAAUCAUAUGAAUCACCAUCCAGCACAGUUUACCCAAGCAACAAUGUUUGGCGGGACAAAAAUAUUACCUAGCUGUCAUGCACCUCUUCAGCCACACCUUCUACAAAAUAAUCACAGGUUACAAACAAAUGUGGCUGCUGCGAAUACGUGUAGUAAGAUGGAUGGUUUGGCCCUGGGUCCGGGGCCUGGCCCAGGGUCUGUCCCACCACGUGCCCGGCUGCCUCCCCCAGGGUUUACAACUGCACCAAAUCAUAUGAAUGCAUUUGGUUUGGGAAUUCCCAGAGCACCUACGAAUACUGGAAGCAAAAUUCUUCCAUUCAUGGGAUUGGGUAAUGGUACAAGUUCAACAAAUACUGGGACUUCCUCACCUAUACCUCAGAAUUUAAAUUCAAUAUCUGCCAAUAUAAGUAUAUCAUCUGCUUUAAACGCCCAGCAGAAUGUUAAUAAUGUUAAUCCCACCCCUUUGUUAUUUCCUCAUUCAAAUAAUCAUACAAGUACAGCAAGUCAGUUAAACAGUACUUUUAGUGCUCAGAAUGGUGCUGUUGCUCAUAGUUCUGCAGUUCCAAAGUCAGCAUCGGAUAGCUUUAAUGCAAAAGAAUGGCCUGAUAAUUUAAGGUCAUUACUUCCAAACAUAAAUACUGGAAGUGGAGUUAGCCAAAGUCCAGUGCCUGUAGCGUUCUCAGGAAGCAAUACUCCCACUCCUCCCUCUCCGCCCCCACCCCCACCGCCUAGUAGCCAAAAUUCAUCGUACGCUGUGCCAGCGCAUACUCCGGCACAGUCAAACCCCGUUAAAACAUGGACUGGAGCUGGACCCUGUUCUGAUUGGACUGCUUUAGACCCAGCGAUAAUGUCUUCAAGGCCUCACAGCAUCUUUUCCUCAAGUUCUGUGACUCCUCAACAUCCCAUUAUUUUGUGCAACACAAAUUCGGUUUUGAAUCAACAAAGUCCAAAUACCCAGUAUUUACAUCUACAAAAUACAACUCAUUGGUUGCGAUCCCUAGCUUCUGAUGGCUGUCUUUUGUAUGGUGCGAACAUUAGUCAGAAUAUGUCCAAUUCUGACUGGACUGUACAGAGUCAUCAUUCUAAUUCUAUAGCUCCUCCACCUCCUGGUUUCAGUCUACGAAUGACUACACAACAAACUGCUAUUCAAAAUAAAUUGGCUGUGUCAGCAUCACAAGAGAUUACCAAAAUUGAAAGUGAGUUAUGCAAUGAUUAUUGUUAGCAUUACUGUUCGUUAUAAUUGUCUGAAAAACAGUAAUACUGGGAGUGUAUGUGCACAAGAAAAUGACUACUAUUAUUCUUGUAAAAAAGUCUUUUAAAAUUACAAAUUUGCAAUUAUAAUUGAUGUAAAGAUCUUUCAUUCACAUAUGGUGCAUGUAUGCUGUGAAAAUCGUGGUUAUGUUACCUUGCCAAAAUGUUCGUAAUGAAAUUGUUGUAGACAAAGUUCUUUCUUUGAACCUUGAGCACAGAUAACAAUAUUUUAUUGUAUAAGUGGGGUUUCUUAACAGACGCUUAAUAAAAUUCACAUAUGUGCUUAAACUCUCAGAGGAAACAUUGUAAGUGUGCUGCUUCUGCCACCUAAUGGCACUUGUUCGUACUUCUUUAAAUGGUACACACUGCAAUAAUUGUUUUUGCUAAUCAUGUUUCUACAGAAUUUCAAGUGUUUUGCUAUAACUAUGUUGAUUUCAGUCUUCUUGAUUGAUUGCAAUAGUUAUGGUAUACCUUUAAAAGGUGCUACUUCGUUUUCUUUAACUAUCUUGUAUUUUCAUGUACUUAAUUUUCCUUUGUGACAGUUUUGAUCACAAAAAAAUCAUUGCAACUUCAGAAAUGCAUGUCUUUUGUAAUUCUGAUCUCUUUUCUUCCAGAUAUUUAAAUUGACCACAAUUACAAUAGAAGAUAUCAACUGCUCGUGAAGACAAAUCGAUUCCAAAUUGAAGCCUUUUAUUCUCCCUCCUUCUUGCCUUUCUAGCUGCUAUUUUCUCAACGUCUAUUCUUAUUUCUCUUCAUUUUGGCAUGCCUGUCUUCAUAUGGAUCCUUUUCCUUCAUAACCUGUAUUUUUAUGCUGUUGGCUGUUUAUACUCAGUUUUACUUGAAGGGAAUCUAUUUAAUGGAGCCUAAAUGUACGAGGUUUAGACUUGUAUAUGCCUUUUCCAAGGAAAGCUUUCUAGAUACAUGUGGAGAAAAUGUACUCCAAUGUGAUCAGUCUCUCUUUUUUUAACGCAAUUAUUACAGUACUAAAAUUGUUGUUUUUUUUAAACUUCUGCUGUUGCAAAUUAUAUCAACGUAGAACUUCAAGUUAUCUCACAUGACCAUUAUGGGUUUUAAUAAUUUUGUUAUACUUAUGUUAAUAAUUUAUUUAAAGUUUUAUUUUAUAUUCAAUUUUUUCGUUGCGUGCUUAUACAAGCCAUUAAUUAUCACACCAAGUAAUUUAGUCUUCAUACUCGCUUGUGAUGUGUGAAAGGAAUUGCGGAACACUGGGAGAAUGCUCAGGAAAGUUCGAAGAAAGUAUUUUCAUAAAUUUAAUAUAAAGGAACUAGGAAAAAUGUUCACAUUUACAAUUGGUUUUUUUGUUUGUUUUUGUAUCAUUACUUCUUUUGUUGUUGUAAGGGUACUUGUAAGUAAUCAAAUCUAGAAUUAUUGCUGUCUGAUUUCAGUCGGUGCUGGUAUUAUAUUUGGUAAACAAAGAUUUAAUUCAAUAGAAGUAAGACUUCUUUCAUUUUGUUUUUUCACGGAUUACGGCCCAGCAGUAAGUAUUACCGAGAAAGAAACGGACAUGAAAACGGUCUGAAGAAAAUAUUUCUUCAGAGGGUAAAGGAAAAGGACUGUGAUUGUCUCUUGCCUUUCCCUUCAAGGUGUUGCAAUCUACUAGUAUAAUCCUGUUGCAAUGUAUGAUUAUGAAUGAUGAAAACAAUGAAAAAAUUUUAUAGGAAAUGCAUGUUAUUUCCUUGUAUAUUGCAGAGAAUUUAAAGGAUGCUGCUUUGUAAUUGGUUAUAAUUCUGAUAUUUUCUGAGAACAAAAAGGAUUGCAUAAAAAAUUCCCUACUGAGCAAACAAUAAAAGCAGUGAAAAAAUAUUUGUGUUAUGUGAUCUCCAUUUCUGUUCCUUCCCUGGUGGCAAGUAAAAUUCCUUGAAAACAAUAAUUAAAGUCAUAUAUAUGAGGUUUUCGUAAGAUAUUAAUUGAGCAGUUAAUCCUAUUUCUCCUGCAGUUAUAUCUACCUCAUACAGAAGACAGCAAACAAUCCAAAAGUCUUUGUGAUCAUAUACUUUAUAUUGUUGCGAGGAGGUGGGGGUGCAAUGGUGAUCGACAUCAAUUCCGAAGUGCGAACAGACCAUGAUCAUUGUUCCCAUUAUGAUCCUAGAAAAGGUAUAUUGUUUUGUUUCUGUAACAAUCUGAUGUGUGCAAAUUGGGUUAAAUUUUUAUUGUUGAAAAUAAAUUCCAGAGUUUGAAUUGAA
Gryllus bimaculatus (two-spotted cricket) is the source of this 5746-nucleotide messenger RNA. The record is from the annotation of a GenBank genome assembly. NCBI's taxonomy places the organism in Eukaryota, Metazoa, Arthropoda, Insecta, Orthoptera, Gryllidae.